AUGUUGCAAUUGGUGGAUUAUCCCUUCUGCGCGAGACGCAGAGAUUUUUUUGCUCUGGCGUAUUUUGGACAGGAAGAUGGCAGGAGGGCAGCGCGAUGCGAGCAGAAGCCUACAUAUGAGUCUCUCGAUCCACUGCCUGCAGUUGGUGAAAUAUUUCAAGUCGAUUUCGACUUGGCCACUUUUGUCCCUUAUGAAUAUGUGCCAACGCGUCGUCGGGGCGUGGGGGCUCGCCCAAAGCCUAUCUCACCGAAAUCCAGCAUCCUCACCGACCACUCCCCCGCCAAGCAGAUGGAAGUCGCAGUUGACGAUCCAUUGCCAGCGGUAGGCGCACCAUCUACUGAGAAUGAGAGCGGCAUGCGCGGCGAUCAAGGUAUGUGA
Pseudogymnoascus destructans is the source of this 378-nucleotide messenger RNA. RefSeq lists its product as uncharacterized. NCBI's taxonomy places the organism in Eukaryota, Fungi, Ascomycota, Leotiomycetes, Thelebolales, Thelebolaceae. Bases 1 to 378 code for a protein of 125 amino acids. The transcript has a single exon. The record is from RefSeq and is a predicted model, not a curated record.